AAUACAGUAUUUGAAGCUGAUCCAGCUAACUAGAAAAAAGUAGACAUUACAACCUGAAAAUGACAAAAGAAACUGAUGUGGACACUGGAGUUUCUAAUGAAGAUUCUCCAGAUGAGCAAGAUAGUGAGGAGGAACGUCCUGGAAGUUCACCAUCAAGCUCUGCAGAUGUCCCAUUAUUUGGUGGAGAAAAAGUAGUUGCGACAGCGUAUGAUGUUACUUAUCUUUGUCCUUACACUGGACGUAUUGUUGGAACAUUAUACAUCACAAACUACAAACUACAUUUUGUAAGCAGUGAAGAUAAUGGAGCUUACACAGUUAAUUCACCCUUGGGGAAUUUAAAUAAAAUUGAAAAGGUUGGAAGCUCAGCUAAACAGAAGCAAGACAGUGUGUAUGGCUUAGAAAUGUUAUGCAAAGAUAUGAGGAAUCUAAAAUUUGCAUUGAAGCAUGAAAAUAAUCCAAGACGAAAAAUAUUUGAUGCCAUACAAAAUUAUGCAUUUCCGAUUUCCAAUGGACGAAGUUAUUUUGCAUUUGAAUAUCAGGAAGAAUUUAGAAUGAAUGGUUGGGAAAUCUAUGAUGCAGCAAAAGAAAUGUCUCGAAUGGGCCUCCCAACAGAUUGUUGGAGAAUUACCGAAUUAAACAAAGAUUACAGACUUUGUGAUACCUAUCCUGCAGUUCUGGCAGUUCCAUCCUCCAUUGGUGAUGACGAGGUUCAGAAAUGCGCAACAUUCCGAAGCAAAUCUCGAUUGCCGGUGCUUUCGUGGCUUCACCCAUUAAAUAAUGCAUCAAUUACCAGAUGCAGUCAACCCAAUAUUGGAGUAGCAGGAGUUCGAAGGAACAAGGAUGACGAAAAAUUUGUUCAGGCGAUAUUGGAGGCUAAUCUGCAAUGUCAUAAAUUAUUCAUUAUGGAUGCUCGACCUAAAAUAAAUGCUGUUGCUAACCAGGCAAAAGGUGGCGGAUAUGAAGAUAUGGAUAACUACCCUAACACGGAACUUGUUUUUCUGGAUAUUGCAAACAUUCAUGUCAUGAGAGACAGUUUAAGGAAAUUGAAAGAUAUGGUCUACCCAGAGGUUGAUGAUGCCCACUUUCUAUCUAACUUGGAAUCAACACGUUGGUUAGAGUAUAUAAAGGCCGUCAUAGCAGGAGCAGUACGCAUUGCUGAUACCGUGGACCGUUGCAGAACAUCUUGUAUUGUUCAUUGCAGUGAUGGUUGGGACAGAACACCUCAAUUGACAUCAUUAGCUAUGUUGCUACUGGAUCCGUACUAUAGAACACUCUCUGGUUUUGAAAUAUUAAUUGAGAAAGAGUGGUGUAGUUUUGGGCAUAAGUUUUCACAGAGAUGUGGCUUAGGUGAUAAGAACUACUCGGAUGAUCAAAGGUCUCCAAUAUUUAUACAGUUCAUUGAUGCCGUAUGGCAAGUUACAAAACAGUUUCCGUGUGCAUUCGAAUUUAACGAACAUUUCCUUGUUACCAUUCUGCUUCAUUUAAAUAGUUGUUUAUUUGGUACAUUCUUGUACAAUUCCGAAACCGAUCGAGUUAAGGAGAAUGUCAAAGGCAAAACACAUUCAUUGUGGUCUUAUAUAAAUGACAAUCUGGAAGAUUAUUUAAAUCCUUUGUACGCCAAGUUACUUCAUCAACAUGUAUUGCUACCAGUCGCAAGUGUUCGACAUUUAAAACUUUGGAAGUCACUGUAUAUGCGUUGGAAUCCGAGAAUGCAACCACAGGAAUCCAUGGAGACAAUAAACAAAUUGUUGUUUACACGAGUUCAACAGUUACGUUCAAUGUGUGAAAAGUUACAGAGUGAAUUAGACGCUCGAGCAAAGGUUGAAGUUGAAGUAUCGCCAGCCAAUGAAAGCAACUCUCCGAAUUGGUCAAGCAGUUCCGCUGUCACUCCUGUAUGAGAUUGGUCUGUUACAAUUGUUUUACGAUUGGUAUUUUCCGAUAAGCAAAUAGAAACAUUGUAAUGCUUCUGAUUUCAAAAAUUUUAUUUAGCAAUAAGAAUGUUUUUCUACCCAUUUUCGCACGAACCUCGCUUAGGGGUGUCACCUCAGUUUCUGAAAUUAUUGUUAAACUGAAGUGCGUAAAUUUAUUUUAGUGGGGGGUCACUAUGUUCUUUAUGUGCAGGGACUUGUUAAAAGCAAUUUUUGAUUGGAAUCUAUUCUUUGGUUGAUUUAAAUACAAAAAGAACUAGGUGUCAUAUUUUUCCAUAUUUGUGUGUGGCCCUGGCUCAUGUCAUCACUUUCCUGGUCAGUAAAGUAUCAAAGUUGAAAUUUUAAUUUCUUUUUUCUUUUUUGAUUGAAAGAUAAUGUAAAAACAAGAAAAAAAUGUAUCAAAAAUAUAUUUUGAAAAAAAAGCACCCAAGAGAUAAAGGGA
Molecule: messenger RNA, 2370 nt
Organism: Hydractinia symbiolongicarpus
Lineage: Eukaryota; Metazoa; Cnidaria; Hydrozoa; Anthoathecata; Hydractiniidae
Product: myotubularin-related protein 2-like
Exons: 25
Coding region: 60-1898 (612 amino acids)
Biological process (GO): dephosphorylation
Molecular function (GO): phosphatidylinositol-3,5-bisphosphate 3-phosphatase activity
Source: RefSeq, a predicted model, not a curated record